Molecule: messenger RNA, 5842 nt
Organism: Musa acuminata AAA Group (dessert banana)
Lineage: Eukaryota; Viridiplantae; Streptophyta; Magnoliopsida; Zingiberales; Musaceae
Exons: 9
Coding region: 3835-5598 (587 amino acids)
Molecular function (GO): protein binding
Source: RefSeq, a predicted model, not a curated record
UAUUAAUUGAUAGACUUCCAUAUUUAUAGAGAUAAAUCUUUAAAAUCUUUCAUCAAGAUUUACAAUCUUCAAUCAAUAACGAAUUUGAUUUCUUGCAGUUUUUGCAUUUGUUUCCUUUUUCUCCUCCUUGAGUAUGUGUUGUCAUCUGACAACUUAUGACAUAUUAUCACGGACAAACUUUUAAACAUGAUGUUUGAUGUAAUGCUUAUCUAUGUCCGUGUCUUUUGGUAUGUUCAUACUUUGCCUAGCGUGUAGAGGGAUAACCGAAGGCUUAAUAGUCCUAUUUUAGUUGGGUUUGGUGACCGUUUUAGGCUUAUAAAUAAAGGUUGUGUCAUGUGGACACUUGUGAGAGAUUUUCGGUCUGUAGUGGACCAUUUUACCCUUUGUUGUGCAACUGUUCAGAGCUUGUAAAGUCUGUUUGUAAUUUGCAUUGUCUAUGAAGUGUUUUCGAAAAUGUUUGCUUGUGAAUCCCGAAUGAGGCGUUUUCUCUAACCCGUUCUCUCUUUUGUGGGUCCUAAGGGACAUAGGAGGCUUUGGGGAGGCUGACCUUUGCGGACGGACACGCAAGGGUGCCGCACGACUUAGGCAAAACCAGCUAAGUCCGUGACAAUAUGCAAAAUAUAUCUUACUAAUAAAAUUUAUUCAAAUAACUUAUAAACUAAAUUACUCUUUCAUCAUAUGCUUCCGCUACGUAGGAACUCGUCCCGAGUUCAAACAAUUGAAAUUUUGAUUCGCUAUGAUAGUGGAACAUCUAGCUAAAUCAAAAGCUCUUAUACCAAUAUGAUGAUAACGACUCCUUAGAUCAAUUUUGGAGAAGUACUUUAAUCCCGCUAUCAUGUCCAACAUCUCGUCAAGCCUAGGUAUGAGAAACCUAUACUUAAUUAUGAUUUUAUUGAUGACUCGACUGUCUACGCAUUCUCCAACUACCUUCCUUUUUAGGUGUAAGCAAUGUAGGAAUUGCAUAAAGACUUGACUUUCUCUAAUAAAACCUUUCUGUAGGAAGUUCAUCCACUUAUUUUUUUAGUUCAAUAUGUUCUAAGGGGUUCAUCCUAUAAUGUGGCAAGUUUAGAAGAGUUGACCUUGGGACUAAGUCAAUAGCAUGUUGAAUGUCUCUAGGAGGGGGCAAUUUAUCAAGCAAUUCCUCAUGGGUGAGAUGUUUAAAUUCUUUAAGAACCUUAUCAACUUCCUUGGGUUGGUCCUAGGAUUCUUCAGGUGAUGAUCUUUGUACUUCCCUAGUCAUAAGGGCAUAAAUUAUUGCCUCUUAUUGGCUUUCAUGUUUAAAAGAUUUUUGUUUAACAAAUGAAGGGGUUUAUCCUCUUGUGGCAUCUGUGAAAUUUUAUUAGCCUUAGUUGGCUUACUUUGGUUUAAUAUAAUCUUCUUUCCCUCAUGUUUAAGCACAUAAAUGUUGGUAAAUCAAAAACAGGUCACAUCAACGUCAAAGAGCCAUGGUCGUCCUAAAAGGAUAUGUGCAACUUCCAUUAGAAGGACGUCACACCAAACUUGUCUAUGAUAAGUUGCAAACUUAAUAGGAACUAGACAACAUUGGUUAAUAAGGAUAGUGACUUUAUUUACCCAUGCUACUUAUAGGGUUGAGGGUGUGUUUCAGGUUUCAGUUUUAUUCUUUCAAGGGCUCCUAUGGAGACAACAUUUACACUACUACCUCCAUCAAUGAUUACCUUACAACUCUUGUCACCCACUUUAAUAUAGGUAUAAAAAAUAUUGGUUCGUCUCCUCUGCCUUGGGUGUGGUUAAGAUACUUCUCAUGACAGUAAGGGUUGCAUCGUCAUUUUCAUUAGCUAAUCGGUCUUCAUCACUAGCAACUUCUUUAGGGAUGUGAGCUAAUUCAUUUUCAAGUAUUUCAUUAUUUUUAAGAUCAUUUCCUAUGUGAAGGGCUCUCGAUGGGCAUUGAUGUGCAGAGUGUUCUUGUCUUGUGGCAAUUAAAGCAACAAGCUGAGUUGUUGCUUUGUUUUAAAGUUUCAGUAACAAUCUUUCCUUUGUUGUCUUUGGGACAUCUAAUGGUUGGAUCACUAAAUCGAUUUUGAGUGGAGGCAGUGUUGGAAAUUUUAGAAGACUCAUCAUUUUUACUGACCUUGUGUGUGGCAAACUCCCUGACUUGAAAACUGAACCUCCUAGGGACAUAAACCUUAAGAUAAUGUUCAUACUCCAAUAUCAUAUUAUAUGCAUAUUCCAAAGAGUUUAUAAUAUGUGGGAUUAACUCUUUCCUAAUUUUAAGCUUUAGUCUAGUGCGAAAUCGUGAGAUAGUUUGACGAGUAGUCUUUCGAAUGUCACAUCUAACUAUCAAUUCAGCAAAUUUAUUACUAUAUUCAUCUAUAGACAUUGUUUAGAUGUAAGGUUUGGAGUUGAUCCAUCAAAUGUUCUUGGUAGGAUAUAGGCAUAUAAUUUUCUUUUAGUUUUUCUUUCAUUUCAUCCUGAUAUUCUAUUGGAGUUUGACCUCAACGUUGAUUUUUUUUUCAAUAUUGGUCCAAUGGAGUUUGGCUUGACCUAUGAGUUUCAUUUUUUUGCAAAGCGUACUCGGUGACCUUCUGACAUGUCUCAUACAAAUUGAAAUAGCCAUCCAUAUCGGACAACCAAUCAAUAAAAUCCUUUGGGUCCAACCUGCCAUCAACGUAGGGUGCUUCUACUUUGACCAAUUUUCUGAUGUCAUCAUUAACUUCCCUAAGAUUAUGUCUACCAUGACCCAAGCAAUUUUGGUAAUUCUCGAACAUGUCCAAGUUGUACAUGUGUUAUGAUGGUACUAGUGGUGGAGCACGAGGCAUUUCAUAUGCUUUUUUGGGCUUGUACUUGAAAUGUUGUGAGUGAUUUCUAGGACUGUUGUUUUUUUCUAAUGUGAUUUUUCUCUUGAUCCAACUUAGUAUGAUUUGAGUUAUCAUCAUCUUGAGUUGGAUCUAGGACCCUUGAAGUUUCAGCCUUCUCAACAUAUUGUCUAUUACCAAAGGAAACCAUAGUAGUAUACAAAAUGUCUAAGCAAACUUGAUGUCAAGCAAUUCAUAUGCAAAAGAUUCAUGAAUAGAGGUGCGAGGCCUUUAUCCUAGGAAUUUGCUCCUUGAGCCAGAGCGAGUCUGGUAGUUAUUUUCUUUUUUUUUCUCUUAUUUUCUCUUUUUUUUCUCUCUCUACCUCUCUAUCCUCAAAAGGAAAUCUGUUGCUACUCGUCCUACAUCAGAUUUGGUAUUAGAGCAGGUUCCCCACCAUGUCUACCAGAAGUGAUCAACCUUAUAACGAUCUUUUGACUGAUAGAGAAAGAGAUGAACUUUUGUGUAGUCUCAGCAAAAGGUUCAAGUCUUUUGAACAUGAACUACUUGACAUCAAAGUUUGCCCAGAUACUUUGUCUAUUACCAUUGUUUCCUUUGGAAAGAGACAAUAUGCUGAGAAGGCUGAAACUUCAAAGCUCCUAGAUCCAACUCAGGAUGAUAAUAACUGAAAUCAUACUGAGGCAGAUCAAGAGUUGGACCAAGAGCAAAAUCACAUUCUAAAAAACAACAGUCCUAGAAAUCACUCACAACUUCCCCCUGAUCAAGUCGGAGGACUUGGAGCGAGUCCAGAAUUACCCCCUAUAUUCCUCUUCUAUCCCAUCCUCAACCAUCUUGCAACGAAGACCCACAAAUUGAUCUCUCAACAUUCGAAGUCAAUCAAAAGGGUGUCAAAGAGCUCCUCCUUGAUGAUUUUGAUUUUGAUAUCAAUGGAAAUGGCCUUCAAGGGCAAGCAUUGACUGAAGAAGGAUUUGCAUACUGCUGGUCUGGUGCCCGAGCAAAUGUUGGAAUAAUUGGAGGGAAGUACUGUUUUGGCUGCAAAAUUAUUUCUGAUCAGGCAGUUGACAUGGCUGACACGCCGCCAGAUAAACAACAUGUGUGCCGUGUUGGUAUUUCAUGGGCGGCUGAUCCUGUUGGGAACCUAGGAGAAACAACAAACAGUUUUGGAUUUGGUGGAACUGGCAAGUUCUCAAGUUCCGGGAAGUUCUCUGAUUACGGCACCAAGUUUGGUGUUUCUGAUACUAUAAUUUGUGCUGUGGACCUUGACAACAAGCCAUUGGCUUCAAUUGGGUUUUCGAAAAAUGGGAAAUGGUUGGGUGUUGCUAGGCAUUUUGAUGCAAGCUCAAGAGGGCUUGGUGUGGUAGAGCUGUCACAUCAGGGUCUACCAUGGGAAUCUGCACUUUUCCCACAUGUACUUUUGAAGAACGUUGUGGUUCAGUUGCAGUUUAGCAUCGAAGAUGGAUUGGUUCCUGAAGAAGGUUACAAGCCUUGGGCAUCUGCUCUUCAGGAUGCCAAUGCAGUAAUUGGUCCCACGUUCACAAGCCCUAGUCAAUGUGAGGUUAUAAUGAUGGUUGGUUUACCUGCCUCUGGGAAGACAACGUGGGCAGAGAAAUGGAUAAAGGAGCAUCCUGAGAAGCGAUAUGUUCUGCUUGGAACAAAUCUUGCUCUGGAUCAAAUGAAGGUUCCAGGACUUUUGCGUAAGCAUAAUUAUGGAGAACGUUUUGAAUGCCUUAUGGAUCGAGCAACUAAAAUAUUUAAUACUUUAUUAACUAGGGCCACCAAGACACCACGUAAUUACAUUCUUGAUCAGACAAAUGUUUACAGGAGUGCCCGUAAUCGCAAAUUGAAAACAUUUGUGAAUUACCGCAAGAUAGCAGUUGUUGUUUUCCCUACACCGGAUGAGCUUAGAUUUCGAGCAGAAAAGCGUUUUAAAGAAAUGGGAAAAGAUGUACCUGCCAAAGCAGUAAAUGAGAUGAUUGUCAACUAUGUUUUACCGCUGACCAAGAACAUGCAUGGUUCAAAUGAGUUAUUUGAUGAGGUUAUUUUCCCAGAAAUAGGGAGGGAGGAGGCACAAAGACACUUGGAUGAAAUGAAACGCACACUACUGUCUCCUAAUUUAAGCGCAAAAAGAGAUUUGUCACCUUUUGCUCAUGAACAUUCCAUUCGAUCAUUCCCUGUUCCUAAUGUAGCAACUGUGGAAGCUUCUCCAGUUUCCCACUUCCCACGUGCUAGUGUAAACUUGUCAGCUUCCCACCCCUCUCUCUUGGUUCCCUGCCAUGAUAGCUCAAGUAGUUUCCAAGAUAAUACAAUGUAUUCAAGUCGUGGCUCCUCUGGGGAUCAUCGGACAAUGUUAGGAUACACUGGUUUGCCUAUGCAAAGUGAUAGUGCAUAUAGGGACUACUCAAAGUAUGGGGUUACUUCAUGUCAUGGUACCGAUCCUCUUCCUUACGCGAGCUAUACUGGUUCCAAUUUUCCCACUGGAAAUACCUAUGACAGGAGCUCAAUACCUUAUGGUGACAUGAGCCUCUAUCAGACAUACAACACUGCAGAUGCAUUUAGAAGACCUAGUUUCGACGGUUUUAGCUCCUCUGCAAAGGUUAUUAACUAUGAAAAUCCAUUGACACCAACCUUGUCCAGAAGUCCAGUUGGACAACUUCUUGAUCCAGGAUUUCCACACAUUCAUCAUCCAGCUGCUAGGGAACCACCAUACGAGUGGCGAAGCCCUGCCCAAAGCACUCAUGGUUCAAAUUAUGGAGCUCCACUACCUAGACCUCCUUAUAGAGACCCCCCAGACCAAAUAAACCCUCGACCUGGUCAAUGGUAUCACUAGCGACACCAUGGUUGAUAUUGUCAUUUUUUUCUUUUUCUUUUUGCUCUUUUUUAUGGGGAGUUAAACAAUUUUUAUAAUAUGUAUUCUUAGUUUAUGUGUGUUUUUUUAAAGUUGAUCCUUAAAUUUGUGCAGUCCUGCACAGUGAUAAGAUCAAUAUUUUUUGGAACUAUGCCUUGAAUAUUGUCUCAUGAGUCAGGAUUUAUUUUUCUAUCCGAAGUAGGAAAGACUCUAUUUUAAGGCGGUA